This is a messenger RNA of Debaryomyces hansenii CBS767, 870 nucleotides long. RefSeq names its product ubiquinol--cytochrome-c reductase catalytic subunit (gene CYT1). The record is from RefSeq and is a predicted model, not a curated record. The coding region runs from base 1 to 870 and encodes 289 amino acids. Gene Ontology annotation, biological process: mitochondrial electron transport, ubiquinol to cytochrome c. Gene Ontology annotation, molecular function: electron transfer activity; heme binding. NCBI's taxonomy places the organism in Eukaryota, Fungi, Ascomycota, Pichiomycetes, Serinales, Debaryomycetaceae. The transcript has a single exon.
AUGUUUAGAUCUACUGCUAAAGCAGCUAAUCCUUUAGUUCAAAAAUUUAUUGCCGGUUCUGUUGGUGUCACCGGUUUAACUGCAUCAUAUUUAUUAUAUCAAGAUUCAGUUACUGCUAGUGCCAUGACGGCCGCAGAACAUGGGUUACAUCCACCAGCUUACGGAUGGUCGCACAAUGGGAUGUUUGACACAUUUGACCAUGCUUCUAUUAGAAGAGGAUACCAGGUUUACCAAGAAGUUUGUGCUGCUUGUCACUCAUUGGAAAGAAUUGCUUGGAGAAACCUUGUUGGUGUUUCCCACACCACUACUGAAGCCAAGGCGUUCGCUGAAGACUUGGAAUACGACGACGAACCAGAUGAUGAAGGUAAGCCAAGAAAGAGACCAGGUAAGUUGGCUGAUUACAUCCCAUCGCCAUACGAAAACGAACAAGCUGCUAGAGCUGCCAACCAAGGGGCUUUACCACCAGAUUUAUCAUUAAUUGUCAAGGCCAGACACGGAGGAUGUGACUACAUCUUCUCGUUAUUGACCGGUUACCCAGACGAUCCACCAGCUGGUGUUGUGUUACCAGAAGGUUCCAACUACAACCCAUACUUCCCAGGUGGGGCCAUUGCUAUGGCUAGGGUUUUGUUCGAUGAUUUAGUUGAAUACGAAGAUGGUACUCCAGCCACUACCUCGCAAAUGGCCAAGGAUGUUACCACAUUCUUGAACUGGGCUUCUGAACCUGAACACGAUGACAGAAAGAAAUGGGGUUUGAAGGCUCUUAUUAUUGUUUCUUCCUUGUACUUAGUAUCCGUUUGGGUCAAGAAAUUCAAAUGGCAACCAAUCAAGAAUAGAAAGAUCAGAUUCGACCCCCCAUCUAAAAGAAAAUAG